AUGAGUUUGAGUCGAAAGAGCAGACAAUUAGUGCAUUCCUCUCAAAAGCAGUUCAGGAAGUUGAAAUACUAUAACCCAGAUUCAGUGCCGAAGCAGAGGGCAGAAAGUGCCACCAGGCAUGAACUCAAGUCUAAUAAAGAUCGGAUUCUCGCCAGCAGCAAACGAGUCAUAGACACAGAUGUUGAUCAUGACUUUUGAAAUCUCAAAGGCCUCGAGUUCCCUCUUAAUAAUAAGAGAAGGUUUUCAGUCGAUUAUUUGGAAUUAAAUGCUCCUACUGAAAGCACAAAGAUCGAAAGAGAAAAGUUGAAGUACGCCAAGCCACGUGAUAAAUCAUCUAAUGCUUCUGAGAGAAGCGUUUCAUCACGCCACAACUCAGAGAUUUUCAAAAAUUUGUAUUCGAAAUUCCAAAGGAAGUUAAAAUUUAAAGAUCUUUCUCAGAAAUAACAUUGCUUCUUUGCCAAAAUCUAUUGUACCAUCAAAUGAGAUCCCAAUCAUGAGCAAGCCAUUAAAGCUCCCUGCUCCGUCUCUGAACUCUUACGUGGAUGAGGUAUCUGCAAGAACUCUUGAGUUACGUAAGAAGCAGGAGGAGCUUCGACUGAAAAGACUUCGUAUUGACCUUAUGAAGUCUUUGAAGAGUACCAAAAUUGAUGUAGGAGCUCCCCCAACAGUGAAGGCAAAUAUUAGGCAGCUAAUAACCGACUUGAAAGUUCUAAAAUCAAGCUUGUCCGCUCAGCCUGACACUGUUGUCAUGAAAAGAGGGAAUUUGAGUAAAUUUCACGGAAAUGCUCAAGAAAUUGAUGCUCAAAUUGAACUUUUAAAACAAUCUAGGAAAGAGAUGGAAGAAGCCCUAUUCAUAGCCCAUAAAAACUAUAAAGCCGCUAUUGUCGAUGAGAAGCAAAGAGAUUUUGAAAUGAGUGAACUAAAGUACGCUGCAGAGAAGGUAGACGAUAAGCUAAGAGAGACUAUUGAGAAUAAUAUAUCUUCUUAUGCUACAGAAGUCACAAGUCUGAGUGAAGAGCUUCAAAACAUUCGUAAUGACAAAGCUCUGCUACUCCAAGAAAAUAUUGAAGUUGACAAGGAAAUCACUCAGGAACAGAGAAAGCUUAAGCUAGUAAUCCCUCUUGAUGAGCAAAACGGAAUGUAUUUGUUCAUAUUGAACUACCUCGAUCAGAAAUUGAAAGAAGCCAACCAAAAAGUUACUCUUUUCCAAAACGUUAUGGAGCAGACCUUGUCAAUGCCAAUGGAUGAAGACGGGUCAAAAUCCCGCCACAUGAGAAUUAGUGAACUCAAGCAGAUGCUGAGUUUCCAGAAAAACGAAAGGUCAAAAGUAGCCAAAUAAAAUAUCUGAGUUGUAUAACUACAGGAUUGAUCCUGAAGAUGAGAUGAAUCUUGUUCAAAUCCAUGAUGAAAACGAACGACUGAAGGAAGAGUUCUACCAACUCUCUGAUCACAAGACCAAGCGUGCUAAAAUUGCUCAUAUGCUCAGGAAAUGCCUUAAGCUAAAUGAGAUUAUUAUGGAAAAAGAAUGCGACCAAAGAAGGCUAGAGGCAGAGAUCCAGGUUGAACAGCUUUCAGAAGACCCUUCGUUUUAUAUAAAAACUCUUGAAAGACUGGAAAUGAUUAUAAGUAGGCAGGAUUCAUUGAGAGUAUCCAUUUCAGAACUUGGCAACAAGUGCCUAGCUCUUUCAGGAAGGCUUACUGAGCUCGACAACCUUAUUCGCUAUCUACAAGAGAGAUACAGAAAGAUGAGGAUCGACCCUCUUGUUGAGUACAACAUUUCAGAGAAAGUUGAUGAUAAAGUCAAGGUUUACAGAACCAUUGAGAAAAUUACUGAAUUCGAAUUUGAAGAGAGGAAAUCAAUCAUGCAGAGACAAAGAAAGUCUGAUAUAUAUGGAGUUUCUCCAACAAGAGACGAGUUCAUUAUUAGAACUCCUGGAGAGCAGGAUGAGAUCAUCAGAAUAUCUGAUAGCUACCAACUUGACGAAGGACGUAGAACUUUACAACCAGAGAAUUAUUUCCCGAAUAGUGAUUUCACUGAUGAUUUAAGUGAUAUCGGGGAUGAAUCCAGCUCUAUCCAGAAUCAUAAUAGGUUGAUAUCCAAGAAAAAGCCAAGAGCUAGAUAUUAAGUAAAAUCAAUUUUAGUGAUUACUAGA
This is a messenger RNA of Moneuplotes crassus, 2153 nucleotides long. NCBI's taxonomy places the organism in Eukaryota, Ciliophora, Spirotrichea, Euplotida, Euplotidae. The record is from the annotation of a GenBank genome assembly.